AUGUGGAGAACAAUCUACGCCGAUUCAAAAAAGAUUGGAGAAAUAACGGUUGUUGAGCCUAUCUCUAAGCCACUUGACGCUUUGGUUAGAGAAAGAGAUGGGCCAUAUUGCACCAUGUCAAUGUUUCGAGAAGGCAAUACAAGGCCGGUGCCGACAUCGGUUGAGUCUGCUCACGUGAUACCACCCUCUCUUCUUCGAGACAUCGAGUCCGCGGAAGAGGGAAGCUUACUUCGCAUCCUUGAAACUUUUGUUUCUUCACCUAAUGUGGAUCGGUUGAACACAUUGCUUUCUAGUCAGAUUCAAAAUAAUGCAAUUGCUUUGCGUAAUCUUUGGUUACUUUCACCGAGUGUGCAUAAGGCUUUUCGGGCUGGUCACAUAGAAGUGCGGAAGAGUGUCGACGAUUCUGAAGACGUAGAUACCGGGGCUAUGCAAUUGGAGAUGUAUAAAUUGGCAUACAAGUAUCCCGAGCCACUCAAAAAUCUCUUCUUUGGAAAUGGAUUUCACUUUUCCGGAUCUCUAGAAUGGUUUGAGAUAUCUACAACAAAUCCUACGGAUCUUCCUUUGCCAAGCAAAUUUCUUUUCGAUAUCCACCGCCGUUUCACCACUGCUCUUCACCUUUUCAGCAUCGAGGAUCAAAUUCGUCGUGGCUGGCCUAAGCAAACUAGUAGCAUCUUACAGAAAGUAUUUAGAUCUCCCAUCACAACUUUCAAACGAACUUUUCACAAUUUGUGGUUGUGGGUACCAGACUCGAUACGAUUGCGCUGUUAUCGUCAUAUGUGGACCAUUGGAAAAUGGUUGUAUGGGCCAGAAGAGUUCCUUUCGGUCUUUAUAUCAAAAGAACACGGGGGACCUCAUGGAAUGAAUCAAAUGCUCUCAAUAUGGUUGAGCGAUACACCUCUAUCCCAGCCCCUCGAAGCGUCGAUGUUGUGGAAGACUCAAGCCAAGGUAUUACCUUCUUAGUUAUGACACGCCUAAGCGGGGAGAGUUUUCGACGUUUGUUUCAUCUAAUGUCAUAUGCGGAAAGAAAUCAAUUUAUGGAUGAUAUCGGAAACUGUGUCACACAAUUAAGGAAGAUCCCAAAGACUACUCCUUAUCUUUUUUCUGACACGCUGGGUGGUCCUAUGUAUGAUCAUCUCAUACCGAAUCGAAUUGGCGGUCCUUUCAAUACCGAGUUCGAUCUCCACACAUAUAUGUACAGUGAGGUAGACGAGGGUCAAUCACUUGCAGAGAUAUAUGAUGGGGAAGAAAAUAUACCUCAUGGCUACCAGUCAGUAUUUACACAUUCCGAUUUACACUAUUCCAAUUUGUUGGUGGACCAGGGGCGAUUCUGUGGUAUCAUUGAUUGGGAGUGCGCUGGAUUUAAGCCGGAACAUUGGGAAUUUACACACGCGAGCUUUGGUGUUUGGGGUAAUAAAUAUGAGAUGUCGCUGCUGCGAAGGAUAUUUGGAAAUCAAUAUGAUAAGAUUCUUGAAAAAGAAGAGAUCCGAUGGAGGAAUACUCUCUAGGCUUUGAAACAUGGAAGAUGGAAGGCUGGGGAACAAAAAUGACGAUGACAAGCCUCAAUGGUGGAAGGAACAUUUAUCUUGACUUAAAAAAAUUGAAAGAAAUACAGAUAAGAGCUUUACAAUUUAGAUCGCAACUAGAAAUAUCGGUUAGCGAUUUACUAAUAGUGACGACUCGCUGAUAAAUCAUGUUACAUAUUUUACAUGUAUACAUACCUAGGUACACCUUACAAAGUCUGCUUAUUAACAACGAUAUUAUAUACUAGUAUUCACUAAUACACAUGUACAAGCUAUCUGCCUUGGGUUCAAAUAGCAAGCAGAUCUAAUUUGGGCCGUCAACCGAUCAUCUUGUAACAAGUGAGCCUCUUCAGACUUGGCCGACAUACAAAAGUAUCAUGAGACUACGACACGACGAUAAUAAUUUGAAUUGACAAGUUGUUCGCAAGGAAGCAAGAGGAUCAUAAGGAUCCGAGAAUCUAGAUACAAGUGUGUACUAAGAAGAUGC
Messenger RNA from Botrytis byssoidea, 2007 nucleotides. RefSeq lists its product as uncharacterized. NCBI's taxonomy places the organism in Eukaryota, Fungi, Ascomycota, Leotiomycetes, Helotiales, Sclerotiniaceae. The record is from RefSeq and is a predicted model, not a curated record. The coding region runs from base 1 to 960 and encodes 319 amino acids. The transcript is spliced from 5 exons.